This is a messenger RNA of Urocitellus parryii (Arctic ground squirrel), 3145 nucleotides long. NCBI's taxonomy places the organism in Eukaryota, Metazoa, Chordata, Mammalia, Rodentia, Sciuridae. The record is from RefSeq and is a predicted model, not a curated record.
CCGGUCUGCUCCGCCCCGCGCGCCCCGCCCCUCCGCUCCUAAGGGGGUUCUCCGAAGUGGGCACAGGAGUGAUGAGGGGAUCCUCACAAGCGUGGGCAUCACAGAACCCUCCAUUCCCCAUACCCAGGAAAAUGUGACGCGCUACAGGUGAUCAGCUUCUAGAUCACUACAGUCUAGCCACAAGUGAUUUUUGAGAUCCAGGGACAGGAAGAUGUCUAAAGAAAUGGCAGAUCAAAGAGAAGGAGAAGCUGGGGGCAAAGAGGUGUGCGGAGACCAGAUCAAAGGAUCGGACAAAGAGGAGGAACCGCCAGCUGCCUCAUCCCAUGGCCAGGGGUGGCGUCCAGGUGGCAGAGCAGCUAAGAACGCAAGACCUGAAUCGGGGGCUAGACCCCCUGCUCUCCCUGCCAUGGUCAAUGAUCCACCAUUACCUGCCUUAUUGUGGGCCCAGGAAGUGGGCCAUGUCUUGGCAGGCCGUGCCCGCAGGCUGCUGCUGCAGUUUGGGGUACUCUUCUGCACCAUCCUCCUCCUGCUCUGGGUGUCUGUCUUUCUCUAUGGCUCCUUCUACUAUUCCUACAUGCCAACAGUCAGCCACCUCAGCCCUGUGCAUUUCUACUACAGGACCGAUUGUGAUUCCUCUACCACCUCACUCUGCUCCUUUCCUGUUGCCAAUGUCUCACUGGCUAAAAGUGGACGUGAUCGGGUGCUGAUGUAUGGACAGCCAUAUCGCAUCACCUUAGAGCUUGAGUUGCCAGAGUCUCCUGUGAAUCAAGAUUUGGGCAUGUUUUUGGUCACUGUUUCAUGCUACACCAGAGGUGGCCGAAUCAUCUCCACCUCUUCCCGUUCGGUGAUGCUGCAUUACCGCUCAGACCUGCUCCAGAUGCUUGACACGCUGGUCUUCUCUAGCCUCCUUCUGUUUGGCUUUGCUGAGCAGAAGCAGCUCCUGGAGGUGGAACUCUAUGCGGACUAUAGAGAGAACUCGUACGUGCCAACAACUGGAGCAAUUAUUGAGAUCCACAGCAAGCGUAUCCAGAUGUAUGGAGCCUACCUUCGCAUCCAUGCCCAUUUCACUGGGCUCAGGUACCUGCUAUACAACUUCCCGAUGACCUGCGCCUUCAUAGGUGUUGCCAGCAACUUUACCUUCCUCAGCGUCAUUGUGCUCUUCAGCUACAUGCAGUGGGUGUGGGGGGGCAUCUGGCCCCGACACCGCUUCUCUUUGCAGGUUAAUAUCCGAAAAAGAGAGACUUCCCAGAAGGAAGGCCAACGAAGGAUCUCUACCCAUCAGCCUGGUAAAGGGCCUGAAGGACAGGAGGAGUCAACUCAACUGUCAGAUGUGACAGAGGAUGCAUCUGCGUCUGACUCAGCCCUACUCUUGGCCACAGAGGGUCAGCUGUCUGAGGAGGAGAAACCAGACCAGCAGCCCCUGAGUGGAGAGGAGGAGCUGGAGCGGGAGGCCAGUGAUGACUCCAUGGCUCUUCCAGGCUCUCUCUGCCUUCUGUGGCUCCUAGCCCUGACCUGGUCGGUUCCCAGAGCUCAGCCCUUGGCUCCUCAAGACUUCGAGGAAGAGGAGGAAGAUGAGACGGUGAGCACACCUUCCCUGGCUGUCCCCUGUGACUACGACCGUUGCCGCCACCUGCAGGUGCCCUGCAAUGAGUUGCAGAAGGCCAGGCCGGUGGCCUGCCUGUGCCCGGGGCUGUCUAGCCCUGCCUGGCCUCCGGACCCGCCACGCCUAGGAGAAGUGCGCAUUGUGGCCGAAGAGGGCCGCGCCGAGGUCCACUGGUGUGCCCCCUCCUCCCCGGUCCACCACUACCAGCUGCUGCUUUGGGAAGGCAGCGGGGCUCCGCAGAAGGGCCCCCUACUCAACACUACGGUCCGCAGAGCAGAACUGAAGGGACUUAAGCCUGGGGGCGCUUAUGUGGUUUGCGUGGUGGCUGGUAAUGAGGCCGGGGAGAGCCGCGUGUCCCAGGCAGGUGGGGAGGACCUCGAGGGGGUGUCCUUCCCGGCCUUCGGGCCCUGCGGUCGGCUCACCGUGCCACCCAGACCGGUCACCCUAAUCCACGCGGCCGUGGGGGUGGGCACAGCCCUGGCUCUGCUAAGCUGCGUCGCCCUGAUCUGGCACUUCUGCCUCCGCGAGCGCUGGGGCUGUCCGCGCCGCGCAGCCACCGCCCAAGCCGCAGGGGCGCUCUGAUGAGGGUCUGGGGGACUUCCGCGCAGCCCAGCCCCACCUGGAGCGCCAGCUGGCUCCCAGAAGGGCCAGCCCGCUGCCGCCUGGCGCCAGACAACUGGGCCGCAGCUGGGGGUCUCUGAACUGAGAGUUAAAGGUCAGGGCUUGCCACUUUGUUCCUGCCUGAAAGCUAGACAGAAGUAGAGAGGGUCAGAGAGUUAGUAAGCAGGUUUUGCAUGUUUAAGAGUAUAACAUUGAGAGGACUGGGGACAUAGCUCAGUUGGUAGAGUGCUUGUCUCACAUGCACAAGGCCCUGGGUUCAGKCCCCAGCACCUCCCCCUCCCAAAAAAAGUAUAAUAUUGAGGAUAUUAUGUAGGUACUUAUCUAGUCAUUUAAAAUAUAACCAUUAAAAAGUGUAAAACCCAUUCUUAGCUCAUGGGUCUUAUGGGUCUUAUAUAUAUAUGUCAGUGAGCAGGCCGGAUUUGCCCUUUGGCUUCAGUAAGUCAGCCCCUGCCAUACACCCUCAAAGGGUUCUGCUCUUGGGCUUGGUGGCCUGGACAAUUUAACAAGACUCUGUUUUAAACUACAAAAUUAAAAAAGGGACUGGGGAAGUAGCUCAGUGGUAGAGUACCCCUGGGUUCAAUCCUCAGAAGGGGUGGGGGGGGGACAAAAAGACACUGCCACUUUGGCACUUUGCAUAGCUUAAGGGGCAUUUGAGAAUAAGUUUCUGSAGGAUAAGAUUUUCUGAUUGGAGCCACAGUCUUCUUUGACCUUUCCUUAAGUUACCCAGAUGAGCAUAUCUGGAUCAGAGUCUGUUUCUGAGGAGGGUGGAGAUUAAGGACUGAGAUGGGAUACAGAAGAGAAGGAAGCCCCAAGCCUUUGUCRGGCACAUGUUUGUGCUCUUGCUAAUUAAAAUAAGACAAAUCAACAGUAAUACCAAGGAAUCCCCCAUUGGUGUUUAUUGUAUACCAACUGUGAUAACAU